AUGUCGAAGCAUAUCUUGCCAUUUACAGAGGCGAACACGAAAAGAGUAUCUUCAUUAUUCAGACAGGCCUUAAGGACUGCGUUUAAUUCGUCCCUCAAGUUUGACGCAUAUAGACGGGAAACUAUCAAAAUCAGACAGCAAUUCGAAGCUGAGAGGCAUGUCGCCGAUGUAAACGAAUUACAUAACCUUAUUAAAAAGGCAGAGCUUAAGCUUCAAGAAUGGAAGCAUCCAGAUCCUUACAUUCCUCCUUGCAGACCAGGAGGAACAAAGUACGAAAGAAAUUUGCCUUCUCCGAAAGAGCCUGUCAUCCCCGGGGAUUGGUAG
Candidozyma haemuli is the source of this 324-nucleotide messenger RNA. RefSeq lists its product as uncharacterized. The record is from RefSeq and is a predicted model, not a curated record. The transcript has a single exon. Gene Ontology annotation, biological process: mitochondrial electron transport, NADH to ubiquinone. The coding region runs from base 1 to 324 and encodes 107 amino acids. NCBI's taxonomy places the organism in Eukaryota, Fungi, Ascomycota, Pichiomycetes, Serinales, Metschnikowiaceae.